AUGAGAUCCUUGAGUCUAAUCUCCUCCAUCAAACUGUCAUGGAACAGCAGCGACUCGGACAUUGCCCGCGACUGCGGUCUCGAUGCCUACUUUUUCCUCCGCUACUUGAGAACUCUUCUUCUUGCGUUUUUUCCAAUAGCAACGCUCGUGAUACCCGUGCUGAUCCCAUUGAAUUACGUCGAUGGACGCGGUCAUCAACUUGAUGCCGAUGGACGUGCUGCAAAGGAUCAUGACAACGCACAAGUCACUGGCCUGGACACGCUUGCCUGGGGCAAUAUCAGACCAAGCAAUGCUCACCGCUACUGGGCGCACCUCGUGAUAUCCAUCCUUACUAUCGUAUGGGUUUGCGCUUUGUUUUUCUAUGAGAUGAGGGCCUACAUCGACAUACGGCAAACUCAUCUUGCCAGUGCUGAUCAUCGAUCAAGACCUUCAGCGGCAACUAUUCUUGUUGACUCAAUCCCUGACGAGAUGUGUACCGACAGUGAAUUGAGAAAGCUCUUUAACCAUUUUCCAGGUGGCGUAAAGAACAUAUGGAUCAAUAGAGACUUCUUUUUGCUACUUCAAUUGAUCGAUCGCCGAGACGCAAUUGUCCAGCAACUGGAGGUUGCGGAGACAACCUUGAUUAGGAAUGCCCAUCAUGCUCAUCAAAGUCGAUGGAACAGGGGUAAAGCAGGAGAUUGGCGACGGCUCUUUCGCGGAAACUCUAAGAGCACUGGAAUCCAAGGCUCAACCGGAAAGCGUUCUGAACCCCGUAAAUUCUCGAUUACUGAUUGUGAAAAAGACAGCAGCGGUGGAUUGCGGGAAAAGUACUUAAGUAACAGCGACCGGCCCGCGCAUAGACUCUUUGGUUUAGGAUUGCGAUGGCUAUUUAACGCUGCGUCUUUCUUCGAAAAAGACGAAACUAUAAGUUGGUGCCGCAAAGAGUUAGAAGAGCUUAACACAAGAAUUGAAGAGCAGCAGAGGCAUUACGCUGACCUUCCGCCCGCAAACUCAGCAUUUGUCCAGUUUCGCACUCAAAUCGCGGCACAUAUGGCUUGCCAAAGCGUAAUUCACCACUUACCAGAACAUAUGUCACCACGGUUUAUUGGAUUCUCUCCAGAUGAGAUUAUUUGGAGGAAUAUAGCAUUGUCUUAUAAAGCAGGUUGGGUCCGUGCGGUGAUAACUUAUGCUAUUCUAUUCCUAAUGAUAUCCUUGUGGUCACUUCCAGUAGCGUGGACGGGCGCACUCAGUCAGGUUGAUCAACUAAUUCAAGGGAACGGCCUGCUUUCGUUCAUGGGCGCACUCAGUCAGGUUGAUCAACUAAUUCAAGGGAACGGCCUGCUUUCGUUCAUUGGCCGUACAGAGGUGCUCAGACAUGUCAUUUCAGCAGUUGCUGGCUUAUUACCGACUACAGCAUUAACAGUCCUUUUAAUCCUCCUACCGGCUUUUCUAGAAUAUUUGGCGGAUUUUAAAGGGGUCAAGGCUUACUCUCUGAGACAGGAGUUUGUUCAGACUUUUUAUUUUGCCUUCUUGUUCAUACAAGUAUUCUUAGUUGUUUCCAUUGCUUCCUUCUUUACGGCGUCGAUCAAAGAGCUAGCUACGAACGUCCGGGGCGUGCAGCAAGCUAGUGAAGUGGUCAAUAUCCUUGCUCAGAACCUCCCGAAAGCGUCAAACUACUUCUUCUCUUACAUGGUUCUUCAGUCCUUCUCUACCAGUGCUGCGACGCUUCUUCAAGUGGGCAGCUUGAUUUCGCAUUACAUUGUCGCCCCAAUGUUUGACGUCAGCCCACGAGACAAAUGGCUCCGAAAGAUGAAACCGCAUUCGGUUAAGUGGGGCUCCGUGUUUCCUGUAUACACGAACUUCGCAUGCAUCGCUCUAAUCUAUUGUAUAAUAUCCCCACUUAUUUCUGUCUUUGCUAUUCUCACCUUCGGUCUCAUAUGGCUUGCUCAGCGGUACGCAAUAUUAAAUUUUUAUCGCUCUGAUCACGACACCGGAGGAGUUCUUUAUCCUCGCGCCCUCAACCAGACAUUCACAGGCGUGUACGUAAUGGAACUAUGUCUUACCGGUCUUUUCUUCAUGGCCAAAGACGAAAAGGCAAAUGCAGUCUGUACAGCACAUGCCAUAAUUAUGGCAAUAGCGUUAGUGGCUACAGUUCUCUUCCAGGCGUUUCUGAACUGGAGGUUCGCUCCUCUCUUCCGAUUUCUACCUGUAGAUUUGGGGAAUGAUGAAGUGACGAUGACCGGCCAGAAGAAACAAGUAAAGGAUGAUCUCCAGCUGCAACAAAUGGUGUUGGAGGAUGUAUCAAACAUGGACGAAAGGAAUGAAGUCUCUGAGGACCUCCGUACUAACACAACCAAUAAAUUAAGCACCGAGUUUCCCACGACGCUAGAAGAGGUACCUAUAAACAAGAGGGAAAUCCUAGUCAAUGAAGCAUUCAAGCAUUACGCUCUCACCGUAAGACAGCCUAUUAUCUGGAUUCCUCGAAAUGGCCUUCAUGUCAGCAAAGAUGAAAUUGACCAAUGUAAACAAAGUUCGGGUUCUAUCGAUAUGUCUAAUGAUGGUGCCUAUCUAGAUGAUCAUGGGCGUGUGGUCUGUCAUGACAAACCACCAGAUUUCUCAGAGUUCGCCUAUGUUAAGCUUUGA
Molecule: messenger RNA, 2622 nt
Organism: Fusarium proliferatum ET1
Lineage: Eukaryota; Fungi; Ascomycota; Sordariomycetes; Hypocreales; Nectriaceae
Exons: 1
Coding region: 1-2622 (873 amino acids)
Cellular component (GO): plasma membrane
Molecular function (GO): calcium-activated cation channel activity
Source: RefSeq, a predicted model, not a curated record